This is a messenger RNA of Toxotes jaculatrix (banded archerfish), 2946 nucleotides long. It is a transcript of the gene mab21l2, whose product is annotated as mab-21-like 2. The transcript has a single exon. The record is from RefSeq and is a predicted model, not a curated record. Lineage: Eukaryota; Metazoa; Chordata; Actinopteri; Toxotidae. Bases 392 to 1471 code for a protein of 359 amino acids.
UCCAGCUCACAGCUGAGUGUGGACGAAAGUGAGCUGGGCCACAGAGCAGAGAGAAUAACAGCAAGAAGAGAUGAGUGGUCACAGGCGGUGUUUUAGCCUCUAGCGUCUGCAGCCCUGGACACGGAUGACAACCCAGAUCCUGAAUAUGAAUCUACCUAGCCCUGCUGGAAGUGCUCAGUUGGACUGAUAUUUAGCAGGCUAUUGCGUUGCAUCCCUAUCCGUUUCCUCCUCCUCACACUGACGUCCAUCCGCUGCAAAAGCAAGAAAAAAAAAACUUUGAUUACUCAUUUUUCCUGCACGGGGAAGCAUUUGCCUCUGGCUUUACCGGUAAGCAUUGGAUCCGUCAACUUACUGCGACUCUCCGGUGUACAGCCCGGACCUCUGCCCAAACAUGAUUGCGACGCAGGCAAAGCUGGUUUACCAGCUCAACAAAUAUUACAACGAGAGAUGCCAAGCUCGCAAAGCGGCCAUUGCGAAGACUAUAAGGGAGGUUUGUAAAGUGGUGUCGGAUGUCCUGAAAGAGGUGGAAGUGCAGGAGCCCCGCUUCAUCAGCUCCCUCAGUGAGAUAGACGCACGCUAUGAGGGGAUGGAGGUCAUCUCCCCCAAUGAGUUUGAGGUGGUGCUUUACCUCAACCAAAUGGGGGUGUUCAACUUUGUGGACGACGGCUCCUUGCCCGGCUGCGCGGUGCUGAAGCUGAGUGAUGGCCGUAAAAGGAGCAUGUCGCUGUGGGUCGAGUUCAUCACCGCCUCGGGGUACCUAUCAGCCAGAAAGAUCCGCUCCAGGUUUCAGACUCUGGUGGCACAGGCCGUGGACAAAUGCAGCUACCGUGACGUGGUUAAGAUGGUAGCGGACACCAGCGAGGUCAAACUACGGAUCAGGGAGAGGUAUGUGGUACAGAUCACCCCCGCGUUCAAGUGCACUGGGAUUUGGCCUAGGAGUGCAGCUCAGUGGCCCAUGCCCCACAUCCCAUGGCCUGGUCCUAACCGGGUGGCAGAAGUCAAAGCUGAGGGUUUUAACCUCCUCUCUAAAGAGUGUUACUCGUUAACGGGGAAGCAGAGCUCUGCGGAGAGCGACGCAUGGGUCCUGCAGUUCAGCGAGGCCGAGAACAGGCUGCUAAUGGCCGGCUGCAGGAAGAAGUGUCUGUCCAUCCUGAAGACUCUGAGGGACCGUCACCUGGAGCUACCGGGACAGCCGCUCAACAACUACCACAUGAAGACCCUGCUGCUGUACGAGUGUGAGAAACACCCGAGAGAGACCGACUGGGACGAGUCUUGCCUCGGAGACCGACUGAAUGGCAUCCUACUGCAGCUCAUAUCCUGUCUGCAAUGCCGCAGAUGUCCCCACUACUUCUUGCCAAACUUGGACUUGUUUCAGGGAAAGCCUCACUCAGCCCUGGAGGCUGCUGCUAAGCAGACAUGGAGACUAGCGAGGGAAAUCCUCACCAAUGCUAAAAGUUUGGACAAAUUAUAAAGUGGUGGUUGAGAAAGAGCCGAGAGACAUUUUGGGAUAAAACUUCAGAGAAGGACAAAGAUGAUUCUCCAACUGAUUCUCCAAGCAAUGUGAAAAAAAUCAGUAACAAAAUAAUGCAGCAAGCAAACAACAAAAACCUUUCUUUUUUUUAAAAAUGGAGCAAUUGGGCCACUGCCAGAGAGAAAGUGAAGGUACAUUUUCAGAUAAAUGUAAUAACUUUUAGUUGUCUUCUUUAAAUGUUUUCACAAAGUGAAGAAACUUUUAUUUAAAUAUAUGCACAAAAUCGUUAAGUGAAAGAAUAAAAUGUAGCGUGCCAAGUUCAAUUUUUUCAUUAUGUGACUUAAAAAAGAAAUGUUAAUAAAAAUGUUGCAAAUUAAAUUACAACUUGGCCUCGUGUCUUGACGUGUUGUGACAGCUGAGAUGAGGCAAAUCUGCUGGAUUUUAUUCUGUUAUUGUCUGAUGAAGAGAGUCGUUAAAUUCACGAGAGGAAAUCUAACCUGUUGUCAACACUGGCAAAAAAAAAAAAAGAAAAAGAAAAAGAAAAAGAAAAAGGAAAAAAAAUCGUUUUUCCAAAAUUUAAAGAAGGAAUGUGCACAGCCGACUUCAGACCAUACGUUAUUUUUUACAAUGCGUCACAGGCUCAGAAGGAUUUUGGAAUGAAUGUAAAUCAACGGGCUCGUGUUAAUAUACAGGCCUGGGAGCAUCUCUGCUCUGUGUUUCAACAGCAGCACAAGGCCUGCAGCUAAACUGAAGCCUUCAUCUGAUUAAUGCGGCUAAAAUUCAGAUAAUGCACUGUGGCUUAUGUGACACCUCUACAGUCAAAAAAUAUCUUAAUGAAUUCGGGUAUAAAAUUCAACAUUCAAAUAAAUUCUCAUGUUACUGAAAUAUAUCAAUUUAAAUACACAACUUCACACACGAUAAUAUCAUGGAGUGUUAAACUGCACCAACUGCGCAAACACAACCAACUGUAGCUCAGCAGAUCUCUAUAGUCAACAUGAAGUUUAGAGUUUGACUGUUUCUUAUGUUUUAAUCAGAGCACUUUACUUCCGUGUCAUUUUUAUUUUUGAGAUCUGCUUACAGUGGGGAAAAAAUAUACUGCACACCAGAGAAGGAUGAUCACUGCUAAAGGAAAGGCCUGAUUCAAUUGCUGUUCUGAUUUUUCUCAUAAAGAUAGUUUGAUAAUUUAUUUACUACAAAACGUUGUCAUUUCUUAUUACCUACCACUAAACUAUGUGAAACGUUUUUUGUGGUGUUAAGCCUACUUUUCAGCUUUACAAAAAUGUAAUAUUCAUUUAGAAAAAAAUAAAAAGAAAGACCAGUUUUACAUUCAAUAAAAAAAAAAAAAACAGUGAGAGAAUAAAUUCUUUACAUGAUGCUUUAAAGACAAGCUUGGAAAUGCACUUGGAAAGAGUGCUAUUUAUGCUCAUUUAAAAUAAUACUUUUAUAUAUAUACUGAGAUAUUAAACGUAUUCAUC